Messenger RNA from Myotis brandtii (Brandt's bat), 3364 nucleotides. Its product is annotated as nucleolin. The transcript has 10 exons. NCBI's taxonomy places the organism in Eukaryota, Metazoa, Chordata, Mammalia, Chiroptera, Vespertilionidae. Bases 65 to 3118 code for a protein of 1017 amino acids. Gene Ontology annotation, cellular component: cytoplasm; nucleus; ribonucleoprotein complex. Gene Ontology annotation, molecular function: mRNA binding. The record is from RefSeq and is a predicted model, not a curated record.
GAUGCAGCGGGAGAGCCUUCGGGACUGAGCGUGGGGAGGGGGCGCUGGGCCUUGGGGUGGAGAGAUGAGGCCAAACUCCUGGGACAGGCGGGAGCCGGGCACGUGCCUUGGGUGUCCCGCCACGUGGGCCGGGCCUCGCAGGUCGUUCCUCGAGGCUGGUAAAAAUCAAGGUGACCCCAAGAAAAUGGCUUCUCCUCCAAAGGAGGGAGAAGAAGAUAGUGAAGAUGAGGAAAUGUCAGAUGAAGAAGAUGAAAGCAGUGGAGAAGAGGUUAUCAUUCCUCAGAAAAAAGGCAAAAAGGCUACCACAACUCCAGGAAAGAAGGUGAUGGUUUCCCCAACAGAAAAGAUUGCAGUUGCCACAGCAGGCAAGAAAGCAGUUGUCACUCCUGGCAACGAGGCAACAGCUAUACUGGCUCCUGGCAAAAAGGCAGCAGUUACACCAGCCAAAGCCGUAGCAACCCCUGGUAAGAAGGAAGCAGCCACCCCAGACAAGGGAGCAGGGAAUAACAAGAAUGCCAAGAAGGAAGAUAGUGAUGAGGAAGAUGAUGGCAACAGUGAAGAGGAGGAUGAGGUUGAAUUUGAGCCAGCAGUGAUGAAAGCUACUGCUGCUGCCCCUUUCUUGGAUGAUGAUGAUGAAGAAGACGACUCUGAAGAAGAACCAAUGGAGAUUACACCAGCCAAAGGCAAGAAAGCUCCUGUAAAAGCUGUUCCUGUGAAGGCCAAGAGCACAGGAAAUGAAGACGAAGAGGAGGAUGACGAAGAGGAGGAUGAAGAUGAAGAUCAUAUUAAAAAAACACCUGAUAAACAGAAGAAGAAAAGGGCCAAACAGAAGGCUUCCCCUGAAACCAAAAAACAGAAAUUAGAAGCUGAACCACCUGUAACUUUCAAACUGUUUGUUGGAAACCUGAAUUUCAACAAAACUGCUGCUGAACUAAAAACUGGUCUCAGGGAAUUUUUUGCUAAAAAUGAACUCACAGUUGUUGGUGUCAGAGUCAGCUCGUCCAGGAGAUUUGGUUAUGUGAAUUUUAAAUCUGUUGACGAUCAGGAAAAAGCCCUGGAACUCAGUGAGACAAAGGUCCUUGGGUAUGAAAUUAAAUUGAAGAAACCAAAGGGAAAGGAAACAAAAAAAGAUCGAAAUGCCAAAACACUUUUGAUCAAGAACUUGCCUAGCAAGGUCACUGAGCAUGAACUAAAGGAAGUGUUUGAGGAUGCUUUUCAAAUCAGAUUUCUGAGCAAUGAUGGGAUAAGUAAAAGUUCUCUCUCCCCACCCCAUCCCCACAACUGCAGAAUUGCCUAUAUUGACUUCAAGUCACAAGCUGAUGCAGAGAGAACCUUGGAAGAGAAGCAAGGGACAGAAAUUGGAGGGCUUGCCAUAGUUCUGGAGCAUGUUGGAGAGAAAAAUCAAGGCCAAGAAGAGAGGGCCAGGAAGAACAGAAGUUGGAGAGGAAAACAAAAGAUAGAACAAGAAAGCCACACAUUUCAAGAAAAAUGGGAGAGAGCUUAUUUCUUUGUGGAGGUAAAAAAUGUUCCUAUGUGUUUAAUAUGCAAAGAGAGUCUGUCUGUGUCGAAAGAAUAUAACCUAAGAUGCCAUUAUGAAACAAACCACAGUAGGAACCUUGUUGGAUAUACAGAAAAGAUGCGUGAUAAAAAACUCAAUGAACUGAAAAAAAGGUUGAAACUUGAACAUGAUUUGCUUUUGAAUGUGAAUAAAAUAACUGAUGCUGCCAUGAAAUGUAGUUACGUGUUACGUGAGAAAAUUGCCCGGGCAUCAAAACCCCUUACAGAUGGUGCGUUUAUAAAGGAAUGUCUACUGAGUGCUGCAGAAAUUUUGUGCCCUGAACAGAGACAAGUGUUUGCCAACAUAAAUCUCACUGGUAAUAUUGCUGAGCAGCAUGUUGCCAAUGUGACUGAGAACUUACAGAACACCUUGCAAGAAAAAGUUAAAUCAUUUGUGGCUUUCUCUAUUGCAGCUCAUGAAAGCACUUAUAUAAAUAACGCCCCCCAGUUAGCUGUAUUUAUUCGCGGUGUUGAUGAAACUUUUGAUGUGACUGAGGAACUUUUGGACAUGGUACCCCUGACGGGCACAACAUCAGGAAAUGACUUAUUUUUAUGUGUUGAGAAAAGUCUUAGAAAAUUUGAUGUAGACUGGUCAAAAUUAGUAAGUGUUAGCACAGAUGGUAAUUCUGCAACGGUUGGUGUGAAGCAACUUGUUACAAAACUUAAGUCUAAAGUGUCAGGGCUUUGCAAAGACACAGAACUUAAAUCUGUGCAUGGCCUCUUUCUCCAAGAAUCCCUCUGUGCUAAAAAGUUACAAAUGGAUCAUGUCAUGGACAUAGUAAUUUACACCAUAACGUGGCUGCAUUCCCAUGGCUCGACCCACAGGAAGUUUAGUGCUUUGUUCAGUGAGUUAGACACACAGUAUGGACACCUGACCUACAUGGAACUGAAGUGGCUGAGCCGUGGAAUGGUGCUAAGGCAGUUUUUUGAACUGUUGGAAGAAAUUGACAUUUUCAUGUCUUCUAAAGGAAAAUCUGUGCCUCAGCUUCGUAACAAAGAUUGGAUCAAAGACCUAGCCUUUUUGGUUGACAUUAUGACUUAUGUAAACAUGUUGGAUGUUGCUCUGCAAGGGCAUUCGCAGAUGGUUACACAAAUGUACCAUGCAGUUCGCUCUUUCCUAGCGAAAUUGUGUCUUUGGGAAACUCACUUGGCAAGAAACAAUCUGGCCCACUUCCCGACGCUGAGACUAGUUUCUGAAAAUGAAAGUGAUGGGCUGAACUACAUUCCCAAAAUUAAAGAGUUGAAGACUGAAUUUCAAAAAAGGUUCUCUGAUUUCAAACUUUAUGAAAAUGAACUUAUACUGUUCAGCUCACCUUUCUCAAUUAAUAUUAAUAAUGUGAAUGAAGAGCUACAAAUGGAGGUUAUUGAAUUGCAGCACAACACUAUAUUGAAAACUAAAUAUGAUGAUGUUGGAAUCCCAGAAUUCUUCAAAUAUCUUGGGAAUAGUUACCCUAAAUAUAAAAAUCAUUGUGCAAAGAUUCUGUCCAUGUUUGGAAGUACAUAUAUUUGUGAGCAACUAUUUUCUGUUAUGACACAAAAUAAUACUAUUGUUCCCAGUUAAAGGAUUCAAAAAUGAGUUUGCUCCUGCAUAUUGCUACGAGAGGUCCCCAACCUGACAUUGACUGACGGGCAUUAGUGAGUAACAUCCCAUUUUAGAUUUCAAAUCUGAGGAGUAACAAAUUAAAAAACUCUGAAUAAUUAUUUCUAUUUCCAAAUUACAUUUUUCUAAUGUCAACUUAAAGCACAAUCUCUGGCAUCAUUUGUUUGUACCUUAUAACAUAAAAUAAAGUUUGAUUAUACCCUGGCA